UCCAGAUCCGAUGAGUGACGUCGCAUUAGGAACCGAGAAACAGCCGAGCAUGGUGGCUGGGGAAACCAGCAGCACGGUCGCCGGUGGAGGGAUGGACGCAGAUGGUGGCAGGGCUGUCGUACGUAUCAUUCAGCAGGAGCAGAACACGGGCGCAGAAGAUGGCCUAGAGAAAAUUCCACUCGAGAGGGUGAUAGUUGAUAAUGAAGUUGCUGAUGCUCCCAUUCCUAGUUGCUUUUAUCAACCAUCAGCAGUAGUGCCCAAAUUAGGGCAAUUAUUCAAGGAAGACACAGAUGGGUUUGCAUUUUAUAAUCUUUAUGCUCGAUUCCAUGGUUUCGGUAUUAGGCGUCACAAGAAAAGAGAUAGGAAUGGAGGUGUGAAAAGCAUGCAAGAGUUCUGCUGUGUACGCCAGGGGAUAGACAAAAGUAUGAAAGGUGCAUCAACUAGGAUUGGUUGCAAAGCUAUGAUUAGGCUUAACCGUUUUUCAGAGAGGCAACAAUGGAUGGUGACAAAAUUUGUCAGUGUUCAUAACCACGAACUUAAAAAAAGUAAGCAUUACAACUAUAUUGAUGAUGGCCACGAAGAGUAUCGUGCAAGGUUUGGUAGACAAUGGGAUGCUCCCGACGGGCAUGUACGGAUUGCUUUCAGGAAUGCAUGGAGGCCCUGGUUUGGCGCCUUUUACAAGAAGGGCGGUGAACAGAUUGGCCUAUUCUAUUCGGAGAGAUGAGUGUGCGGAUGAUAUUGAGAAAACCUUGGAGUACUUUCAAGAGCUGCAGAGUCGGAGCAAGAACUUGUAUUACACCAUGCAGACAGAUGGGGCUGGUAGGAUUAAAAAUCUAUUUUGGUCGCAUGCACUGUCGAGACUUAGUUUUGAGCACUUUGGUGAUGUUGUUACGUUUGAUACAACAUAUCAGACAAAUAUGUAUAACAUGCCUCUUGGUGUUUUUGUUGGGGUGAAUAAUCAUUGCCAAACUGUAGUAUUUGGUUGUGCAAUGAUGAGAGAGGAAACAGUGGAAUCUUUCAAAUGGUUGUUCCGCGCUUUUAGUAAGGCGAUGCAUGGGAAGAAACCAGCGGCAAUUCUCACAGAUAACUGCUAUCAGAUGGAAGCGGCGAUCAAAGCUGUGUGGCCUGGUGCGUAUCACAGAGUUUGCAAGUGGCAUAUUUUGAAGAACGCUAAAGAGAACCUUGGAAACAUAUAUAGCAAGAGGAGCACAUUCAAGGAUGAGUUUCAUAGAGUUCUGAAUGAACCGCAGACAAUAGACGAGUUUGAAAAAGGAUGGACUGAUUUAAUCAAGAGGUAUAAUCUAGAGGACAGUGUGUACUUGAAACGGAUGUGGGAUAUUAAGGAGAAGUGGGCUCCUGUUUACUUCAAGUCUUAUUUUUUUGCUAAAAUGUCGACCACUCAGAGAAGUGAGAGCAUGAAUCAUGUUCUGAAAAAGUAUGUGAGGCCAUCUUCCCCAAUGAAUGUGCUUGUUAGAAAGUAUGAAAGUUUCUUUUAUGAUAGAAUUCAGGAGGAAGACGCGGAGGAGUUUCACACAUCUGAUGACAAGGUGAUUACAGCAACGAAGUCGCCUUUGGAAAAACAUGCUGCAUGUGUUUACACAAGAGGCGCUUACAAAAAGUUCAAGGAACAAUUUGUGUGGAGUGUCUCGUAUGAUAUAAGACCAUCGAUGGAUGAACAUCAUUUUAUGGUGAUACAUAUGGGCGAAGAAAAGGAUAGCUGGGGCAGGAGAGAGUAUGAUGUGUAUGCAAAUAUCGGUGAGCGAGAAUUUUCUUGUGUCUGCAAACUGCUUGAGCACUUGGGAAUACUAUGCCGGCACAUAUUGAAGGUUAUGGUGCAGUUCGGGUUCAGGGAGAUACCAGAAUAGUGUUCGGUUUAUGUAGUAUGUAUGUAGUAUGUAUGUUCGGUUUAUUCAGCUUGUGUAGCUUCAGACUAUAUAAUCCCUGAAAACCCAUCUCUUCUACAAGCCUUCUCUGCUGCUCACCUAGGUCUUCCAAGAGAUCUACAAUGAUAGAAGGAGCACACCUGGUGUACAACUUGUCCUUCCAUGGUUUCUUCUUGACGGAGCUCCGUUUCUUUGAGCGAGAGCCACCGGAAGCUUUCUUGGCAGACCCCUGUUCUUGCCUAUUAGUACGUACUUUCGAAAGAGCUCGACUAAAUGCAGAUUUGGA
Molecule: messenger RNA, 2169 nt
Organism: Triticum aestivum (bread wheat)
Lineage: Eukaryota; Viridiplantae; Streptophyta; Magnoliopsida; Poales; Poaceae
Product: protein FAR1-RELATED SEQUENCE 5-like
Exons: 6
Coding region: 567-1865 (432 amino acids)
Biological process (GO): regulation of DNA-templated transcription
Molecular function (GO): zinc ion binding
Source: RefSeq, a predicted model, not a curated record